Messenger RNA from Alligator sinensis (Chinese alligator), 1533 nucleotides. RefSeq names its product carboxypeptidase, vitellogenic like (gene CPVL). The record is from RefSeq and is a predicted model, not a curated record. Gene Ontology annotation, biological process: proteolysis. Gene Ontology annotation, molecular function: serine-type carboxypeptidase activity. The transcript is spliced from 13 exons. NCBI's taxonomy places the organism in Eukaryota, Metazoa, Chordata, Crocodylia, Alligatoridae.
GGAAGAAUUGCUUCAAUCAGAUUAGCAGACUUUUGGUAUCUUUUCCUUUUCUAUCAUGGUUAAAUACCAGAAGGCAACAAUGUCUAAGGCAACAGUUUUGCUGCCUUUGCUGAGCCUGAGCAUGACUGUAGAACUGGGCAGUGCCCAUAAACAAUGGAGUGCUUUCCGGGGAAUGUUUAAAAGGAUCAAGUAUGCUACACCAUCAAGAGGAGACCCAGGGCAGUCACUUUUCCUUACUCCUUAUAUUGAAAGUGGAAGAACUUAGUAAGGAAGGCGGUUAAGUUUGGUGGGUCUUCUCCCAGGAGCAAAUGUGAUGAGUUACUCUGGCUAUCUCACAGUGAACAAGAUUCAUAACAGCAAUCUCUUCUUCUGGUUCUUCCCUGCUCAGAUACAGCCAGAGAAUGCUCCUGUAUUACUUUGGCUCCAAGGAGGACCAGGAGGUACAUGCAUGUUUGGAAUUUUUGUUGAACACGGACCAUAUGUUGUUGAUCAGAAUUUCAGCUUGUCUGAACGAAAGUUUCCUUGGAUAUCCAAGUUUUCCAUGCUUUAUAUUGACAAUCCAGUUGGGACUGGCUUUAGUUUUACUGAUGAUACAGGAUAUGCAGUUAACCAAGAUGAUGUAGGAAGAGAUUUAUAUAGUGCACUCAUCCAGUUUUUCCAGCUAUUUCCUGAUUAUCAGAAAAAUUACUUCUAUGCUACAGGAGAUUACUUCUAUGCUACAGGAUCUUAUGCAGGGAAAUAUGUGCAUGCUAUUGGGUACUGUAUUCAUACCCACAAUCACACAGCCAAGGUUAAGAUCAACUUCAAGGGAGUUGCUAUUGGAGAUGGUUUCUGUGACCCUGAAAUGAUGUUGGGUGGCUAUGUGCAAUUCCUGUACCAAACUGGCUUGGUGGAUGAGAAGCAGAGAGACUAUGUCCAGCAGCAAACCGAUCUGGGAGUAAUCUAUAUCCAGCAGAAGAAAUGGACCGAAGCCUUUGAAAUAUUUGAUUUUCUAAUUAAUGGUGAUGAAACAGGCAUUCCAUCCUACAGUCAGAAUGUUACAGGUUGUAGUAACUUCUUUAACAUGCUACAGUGCCAGUGGCCUGAUGACCAGGAAUAUUUUGGAGAGUUUUUAUUGCUCCCAGAAGUAAGGAAAUCUAUCCAUGUGGCUAAUCUUACUUUCCAUGAUGGGUCUACGGUUGAGAAGAAUUUGCUUGAAGAUGUGAUGAACACAAUAAAGUCAUGGUUAGCUAUAUUAAUGGAUAAUUAUAAGCUUCUCAAAUAUUCUGUGCCGUCUCCUUUGUCUUUUCCCAGGUAUUGCUAUACAUUGCUGGACAUUAUAGUAGCAGCUCCAUUAACAGAGCGCUUUCUGCCUACUGUGCCAUGGAGCAAAGUGGAAGACUACAAAAAUGCUGAAAGACUUGUAUGGAAGAUCCAUCCCCAAGAUAAGGCGGUAGCUGGAUAUGUGCGUCAAGCUGGUGAUUUCUAUCAGGUAAUUGUUUGAAGUGGGGGACAUAUCCUACCCUAUGACCAUCCUGAAAGAUCACUGGACAU